UACAAGAUAUGGGUUUAUCUUCUUCAUGGUUUAUUGUAAUCUGAAUAUUUCGAGCCUGGGUCUGAAAAUUUUUCCUCGUUUCUUGAUCUAUUGUUUCCAUUUCGUUCACUUUCGUUGCAAGUUAAUACACCAGCUCUCUGACUCUUAAAAUUUUCACCCUCUUUGAAUUUCAAACCUUUAACUAAAUUUCUUGUAUUUUCUCACUGCCCCUCUUCAUUCUUUCUUUAGGGUUUGUUUGUGUUGGAAGAAUAAUUUUCUCUGUACAAAAUCUGUUUCAAGAUUUAUUUGAGUAAUCAUUUUUAUUGAUUUUUUUUUAUUUUUUUAUUUUUUUUUUGGAGAAUUGAGAAGGAUCAAGAAACGGCGGGUGAAGUUCAAGAUACCAAACAUGAAAAAAAAUUCGGAUGAGAAGAAGGAUGGCCGAAAAGUGAAGGAUCAUUACUGUGUGGAGUGCAAAAUGACCUUCAGCUCCGGCAAGGCAUUGAGAGACCACAUGAACAGAGCUCAUGCUCAGUCCAACAGAGAUUUCUCUGUCAAGAAGCAGAAAUCCAAGAUGGAAUUUGAGGCCAUGAAUAGGGUUCCUUCACAUGUUCUUGAUGGUGAUCGGAUUAAUUCUGGUCAUGUGUUUGGUUUGAACGAAUCUAUGAAGUGGCAGGUGACAGGUAUGCGCGGCCGGGCGGCAACUAAGCAAGUCAUUGAUUCGCCGCUCCUUGCGAUUUCGGAUGAAUUUCUAGCUUCUCUACAUGAGCUCAUGAGCGCCUCCAAUGGAGAUUCUAUGAAACCUAGUGAAGAUCUGGAUUCCAAGGUUAAGGAAGGUGAAGCCAAUAGCAGCAAAUUUAAGGGCAGCCGCACACCAAUCAAACCCGUCAUUGGUUUGUCGCCUUUUCCAAGUUCAGAGGAAUUUCUAAGGCUUAUUAAUGGAGAUUCCAAGAAACCUAGUGAAGAUCUGGAAUCUAAGGUUAGGGAAGGUGAAAUCGAUGGUGUUAAUCAAGAUUUUCAAUCGAAUAAGAAUAAUGAGGUGCUUUCCUUUGCAGAUGAAAGGAAUUCACCAGCUAAAAAGCUGAAAAUCUUUGAAAGAGCGGAUGAAAACCCUGGUGGUAAACAAUUCAGGAGAAUAGAUUACAAUGGCAAAGGAAACAGAAAACUAUAUCCUGGAUUUCAAACAGAAAAUUCAACAAAUAGCUCUAUGAAUCCUGGUGAUAAUCCUUACGAAUCUGGUACUAAUGGCUCUAUGAUGAUCAAGAAGAAAUCAAUGGAUCCAGAAUCACUACUGGAUUUCACCCCUGUUGAACCGGAGGCUGCUAAAGACAAUUACAGCACUUGUGAGAAGAGUUUUCCAACUUGCCAAGCAAUGGGUCGGCACAGAUCAAGUAGCCACAAAGAGAAAAAGGUGAAGGUGAAGAUUUACAAUACCGUUGCUGAUCCGUCUUUAAAUGGAGCUGCUUAUGCCAAUGCCACAGAACAAAUGGAAGUGAACAGUGCUUCUGGAUUUCAGAAUCAUGCUGAUCAUGUUCCAAGAUCCCACCAAGUUACCUCUACAGACGAAGAGAAAGAAGACCCUAAUGUUUUCGAAUUCAACCUCAAUGAGCCGCCUGACCAUGAUGAUGAAGAUGGGAUGGAGCCUGGCAGUUCAGCUAGCUAGAUAUGUCCAUUUGAAGCAUACUUGUUGAUACUAGGACGACGAUGAACAGCAUUUCUUCCAAAUUAUUUGGCAUCACAUGUGAAUAUACAUGUAUAUAUCUGACUAUCCGAUGGUUAAAACGCUUAGUAGAGAUACUCGUGACAUUUGCAUGUGCGUAUUAUUACCUUUAAGGAUGCCUAAGCCUCUUUCUAUAGACUCGGAGCUGAUAUGAAAAAUGCGCUUCAAAGUUCCUGAGGGUUCUCUUCAUUCACAGUGUAUCUUGUAGAAAACUCGGCUAUCAUAAUAGUACUAGAUACGAGAAUCAUUUUCAAGAAGUUGAAUUAAGCUUCUUAUACA
Messenger RNA from Olea europaea var. sylvestris, 1975 nucleotides. RefSeq lists its product as uncharacterized. The record is from RefSeq and is a predicted model, not a curated record. The transcript has 2 exons. The coding region runs from base 386 to 1639 and encodes 417 amino acids. NCBI's taxonomy places the organism in Eukaryota, Viridiplantae, Streptophyta, Magnoliopsida, Lamiales, Oleaceae.